GGUCCAAGAUGAGGGGCUUUGUGGUGCUCCUUGCAGUCUUUGCUCUCUCCCAGGCCAGUGGAAUUGUCAGGAUUCCUCUGCACAAAGGGAAGUCACUGAGGAGGGCCUUGAAGGAGCGUGGGCUCCUGGAAGACUUCCUGAAGAAUCACCAGCAUGCAGUCAGCCGGAAGCACUCCAAUUCUAGGGAGGUGGCCAGCGAGUUUCUGACCAACUACCUAGAUUGUCAGUACUUUGGGAAGAUCUACAUCGGGACCCCUCCCCAGGAGUUCACCGUGGUGUUUGACACGGGCUCCUCGGACCUCUGGGUGCCCUCUGUCUACUGCAACAGUGUUGCCUGCCAAAACCACCACCGCUUCGACCCGUCCAAAUCCUCCACCUUCCAGAAUAUGGACAAGUCCCUGUCCAUCCAGUACGGCACGGGCAGCAUGCAGGGCUUGCUGGGCUACGAUACUGUCACCGUCUCCAGCAUUGUGGACCCCCACCAGACUGUGGGCCUGAGCACCCAGGAGCCUGGCGACGUCUUCACGUACUCCGAGUUUGAUGGGAUCCUGGGGCUGGCCUAUCCCUCUCUUGCCUCUGAGUACUCCGUGCCUGUGUUUGACAACAUGAUGGACAGGCACCUGGUGGCCCAAGACCUGUUCUCAGUCUACAUGAGCAGGAAUGAGCAGGGGAGCAUGCUCACGCUGGGGGCCAUUGACCCAUCCUACUACACAGGCUCCCUGCACUGGAUACCCGUGACCGUGCAAGAAUAUUGGCAGUUCACUGUGGACAGUGUCACCGUCGACGGCGUGGUGGUGGCCUGUGACGGCGGCUGUCAGGCUAUCCUGGACACCGGCACCUCCAUGCUUGUGGGGCCGGGCAGCGACAUCUUCAACAUCCAGCAGGCCAUUGGAGCCACCGAGGGCCAGUACGGUGAGUUUGACAUCGACUGCGGGACACUGAGCAGCAUGCCCACGGUUGUCUUUGAGAUCAAUGGCAAGAAGUACCCACUGCCACCCUCUGCCUACACCAACCAGGACCAGGGCUUCUGCACCAGUGGUUUCCAGGGUGACGACAGUUCGCAGCAGUGGAUCCUGGGGGAUGUCUUCAUCCGGGAGUAUUACAGCGUCUUCGACAGGGCCAGUAACCUCGUGGGGCUGGCCAAGGCAAUCUGAGUGCGUCACCAGCUACCGGCCUCCAUGUGACCAAACACACACACGCAGAGGGGAUUUGCAGACAGAUGGUUCCCAGUAAACACUGCACUUCUGCAAA
Messenger RNA from Callithrix jacchus (white-tufted-ear marmoset), 1251 nucleotides. Its product is annotated as chymosin. The record is from RefSeq and is a predicted model, not a curated record. Gene Ontology annotation, molecular function: aspartic-type endopeptidase activity. Gene Ontology annotation, biological process: proteolysis. Lineage: Eukaryota; Metazoa; Chordata; Mammalia; Primates; Cebidae.